Messenger RNA from Neurospora tetrasperma FGSC 2508, 1785 nucleotides. RefSeq lists its product as uncharacterized. The record is from RefSeq and is a predicted model, not a curated record. Lineage: Eukaryota; Fungi; Ascomycota; Sordariomycetes; Sordariales; Sordariaceae. Gene Ontology annotation, cellular component: GATOR1 complex; vacuolar membrane. Gene Ontology annotation, molecular function: GTPase activator activity. The transcript has 3 exons. Bases 1 to 1785 code for a protein of 594 amino acids. Gene Ontology annotation, biological process: positive regulation of autophagy; negative regulation of TORC1 signaling.
AUGAUUCAAGCAAUAUUCUAUGCCAGGUUCUUUCCAAAAGAGGGAACCAAAAUCGUCGCACAAAGUCCACCGGGCUCAAUCGUGCCAGUUCCACUUCCAGAGGGCACCAAUGGUCCCCUCAACAGGAAACCAUGUCUCUUCGACUUCAGCGUGCUCCAGGAGUACAUCAUCCCGCGCAAGGCCUUCUGCAACCGCUUCAUCACCGUCAAUGACCCGGACGGCAAGUACGUCAUCCUGGGAUACCCCGUCUCCAUUCCUGACCCGCGGUACGACCGGAACGAGUUCAUUUUCAACUUUGGGCUCGUCAUCAGUUGCGAUGUGGUGGACCAGAUCCCCUAUGAACGCGUCGUAAGGAGGCUGGCGGCCACCUUUGCCGAGAUGGAGAAGCAGGACGGCUACCUGAGCCAGGACGCGGCCACGAGGGGCGGAGCGGUCGCGGUUCAUGGAUAUGGCAAUGGCGGCGGCCGUUGGGUGGACGGGGACGGGAAUGAGAUGGUGAACGACGCUAACACAAUCAACAUGAAACUCUUUCCUCACCACGUCAACCCCCCUGAAGUCAAAGGCUGGCACGUCCCCGUCGCCAAGAUGAAGUUCGCCGACGUCGUCGACCCAACCUGGGAUCUAACCCUGCAGCGCGUCGUCGCCCAUAUCGAUGGCGUUUCCGACGUGCGCCGCAUUGCUCUGGCCUCCGGCGUCUCCCUCGAGCUGACCCAGCUCGCCCUCCGCCACCUGCUCUACUACGACACCAUCCUGCUCCUGGACAUGUUCUUGUUCGGCGCGUGCUACGCCCCUCGCCCGGGGAUCCACGACUUCAUCGCCAACGUAGGCGGCAUGGUCGACGAAUGUGCUAACUACGUCUGCGUCGGACCCAUCGAUUCGUCUCCCAGCAGCAACAACACCGGCACCGGCGCCGGACCUUCUUCUUCUUCCUCCUCCGACAACUACCACCGUCUCCGUUCUGUAUCAGGAAGCACCACUUUCCACAACCAUAAUCCCUCCAACCUCUCCACCUCUGCCAGCACACGCCACAGCCACCUCUCCCCCUUUGGCCUUGGCCCAGGAGGUGGUUCCGACCGUGAUCCCAGUCCUUACGCCCAACACCACCUCUCCCCCGUCCACGAACGAAAGCCCUCCACCUCCCCCCGCAACCCCUCCUCCAACAUCCACACCUCCUCCUCCCCACCGUCUAACAAGGCCCCACCACCCAACGGAUACCGCAUAUCCAACUACAUGCUAAUCCGCCUAAUGACCACCUUCUGCGUCGGCAAAACCGUGGCCGAAUGGCUCAAGGGCCAUAUGGAUUCCGGUUUCGACGUCCUACGAUACGUGGACGUUCGCCGCUUAGUUCAAUUUGGCGUCAUCAAGGGGUGUUUGUACAGGGUGCACAAGUAUGUUAUCUCAAAACAGUAUUUGGCUGCGCUAGCUACGGGGUUGGCUAGGCCUGUUUCGCCAUCCGAUACCGGAACUGGCACAGGAAGAGGGAAAAGUGGGAGGGGGUAUGGCGAAGGGGAAAUGGGGAGAGAACAUAAAGUGGCGGUGCCGGGCGGACAUUAUGAUACCUACCGUGAACCCGGGAGUCAUGGGGGUCCGGGAGGAAAGGGGUCGAACAGCAAGAAGAUGGCGAUGAUGAUGAAGGCUAGUGGGGAUCCGUUGCAAAAGUAUAUGGAUGGACGACAUUGUUUUGAUCAGAUCAUGACGGAGAGGAACAUGACGGACGCGGAGAUUGUGGAUAAAUUGAGGAACUUUCCGGUGGCGGCUGGGGAUUUGACGGUGCUUUACCGGUAG